AUGUGGCAUAGAUCAGCGUCUUUCAUCCUCGAUAAACAUCACCUCCAACAAAGCGACACCGUAUCAGCCUCCGACAGCCGCCCCCUCUCCCCCGCCUCUACCGCCAUGGCAGCUGAAAACCCCAACCCUAAGAUCUCCCUCUACUAUCAGACCCGCGCCGCGCACCACGGCGUCGUCACGAGCGACUGGCUGGAGCAGGCGCAGGCCGCCGCGGAAGGCCAAAGGCCCGAAGACGCCGUCUCCGGGAAUUAUUUAUCUGGAAGUGAGGAGGAGAGUGGGGGAUUUAACGUGGUGGAUGAAUUUAAUAAUUGGAGGAAGCAGCCGGAUUUGGCGGAGGCUGUGGCGGCGAUAAGGUCUCUGGCCUCCGUUAUUCGAUCGAGUCAAGCUACGACGAUGAUGGAGCUCGAGAUUGAGCUCAAGAAAGCCGCUGAUUUACUCAAAUCAUGGGACAGUACCUCUAUCUCUUUAACAGCUGGAUGUGAUCUGUUCAUGCGCUAUGUGACAAGAACAUCGGCUUUGGAAUAUGAAGAUUUCAAUUCAGCUAAGUCUCGCCUUAUUGAACGUGCUGAGAAGUUCGGUGAGAUAUCAUAUAAGGCUCGGAAAAUAAUUGCAAUGCUAGGCCAAGACUUUAUUUUGGAUGGUUGUACUAUUUUAGUUCAUGGCUUCUCUCGAGUUGUUUUAGAAAUAUUGAGAACUGCUGCACACAAUAAAAAGAAUUUUCGAGUUUUCUGCACAGAGGGGAGGCCGGACAGGACGGGACUUAGGUUAUCCAAUGAGCUUGCUAAGCUUGAUGUUCCUGUUAAGCUGUUGAUAGACUCUGCUGUGGCUUAUAGCAUGGAUGAAGUUGAUAUGGUGUUCGUAGGAGCAGAUGGAGUGCUUGAAAGUGGUGGUAUUAUAAAUAUGAUGGGCACCUACCAAAUUGCUUUGGUUGCUAAAAGCAUGAACAAACCAGUUUAUGUCGCUGCCGAGAGCUACAAGUUUGCUCGUCUGUAUCCAUUGGAUCAAAAAGACAUGGUUCCUGCCUUGCGCCCGAUCGAUUUCGGGGUACCUAUCCCAUCAAAGGUUGAGGUUGAGACAUCAGCUCGGGAUUAUACUCCGCCACAGUACCUCACCUUGCUUUUUACAGAUUUAGGUGUCCUAACACCGUCAGUAGUAAGUGACGAGCUCAUCCAACUAUACUUAUAA
This is a messenger RNA of Striga hermonthica, 1185 nucleotides long. NCBI's taxonomy places the organism in Eukaryota, Viridiplantae, Streptophyta, Magnoliopsida, Lamiales, Orobanchaceae. The record is from the annotation of a GenBank genome assembly.